CACAGGUCCCCAGUUGUAAGCCACAAUGUCGCAAAGAGAUGCAGAUAAGUACCUUUAUGUGGACAAAAACAUCAUUAAUAACCCCCUGACUCAGGCUGACUGGGCAGCCAAGAAGCUGGUAUGGGUUCCCUCAGAGAAGAAUGGGUUCGAGGCAGCUAGCCUGAAGGAAGAAGUAGGAGAUGAAGCCAUCGUGGAACUGGCAGAGAAUGGGAAGAAAGUGAAAGUAAAUAAGGAUGACAUCCAGAAGAUGAACCCUCCCAAAUUCUCUAAAGUAGAAGAUAUGGCAGAGUUGACAUGCCUGAAUGAGGCUUCUGUGCUUCACAACUUGAAGGAGAGAUACUACUCAGGACUGAUCUAUACCUACUCAGGCCUGUUCUGUGUGGUAAUCAAUCCUUACAAGAACCUGCCCAUAUACUCAGAAGAAAUAGUGGAGAUGUACAAAGGCAAAAAGAGACAUGAGAUGCCCCCUCAUAUCUAUGCCAUCACAGACACAGCCUACAGGAGUAUGAUGCAAGAUCGAGAGGAUCAGUCCAUCCUUUGCACAGGUGAAUCAGGAGCUGGUAAAACAGAGAACACCAAGAAGGUCAUUCAGUAUCUGGCUCAUGUUGCUUCCUCACACAAGUCUAAAAAAGACCAGGGAGAACUGGAGAGACAGUUGCUCCAAGCUAAUCCCAUCCUGGAGGCCUUCGGAAAUGCCAAGACAGUAAAAAAUGACAACUCCUCAAGAUUUGGCAAAUUCAUCAGAAUCAACUUUGAUGUCAACGGUUACAUUGUUGGAGCCAAUAUCGAGACUUAUCUGCUGGAGAAGUCACGUGCAAUUCGCCAGGCCAAAGAUGAGAGAACCUUCCACAUCUUUUACUACCUGCUCUCUGGGGCAGGGGAGCAUUUGAAGAAUGAUCUGCUGCUUGAGCCUUACAACAAAUACCGCUUCCUCUCCAACGGGCAUGUCACCAUCCCAGGGCAGCAAGACAAAGACAUGUUUCUGGAGACCAUGGAGGCAAUGAAGAUCAUGGGCAUCCCUGAUGAAGAGCAGAUAGGUCUGCUGAAGGUUAUCUCAGGUGUUCUUCAACUUGGCAACAUAGCCUUCAAGAAGGAGCGUAACACAGACCAAGCCUCUAUGCCAGACAACACAGCUGCUCAGAAAGUGUCUCACCUUUUGGGUAUCAAUGUGACAGAUUUCACUAGAGGUAUCCUAACUCCUCGCAUCAAAGUUGGACGAGAUUAUGUCCAGAAAGCUCAGACCAAAGAGCAGGCUGAUUUUGCCAUCGAAGCUUUGGCUAAAGCCACUUACGAGCGCAUGUUCCGGUGGCUGGUUAUGCGUAUCAACAAGGCAUUGGAUAAGACCAAGCGACAGGGAGCAUCCUUCAUUGGAAUCCUUGAUAUUGCUGGCUUUGAGAUUUUUGAGCUGAACUCCUUUGAGCAGUUGUGUAUUAACUACACAAAUGAGAAGUUGCAGCAGCUCUUUAAUCACACCAUGUUCAUCCUGGAGCAAGAGGAGUACCAGAGGGAGGGCAUAGAGUGGAAUUUCAUUGACUUUGGCCUGGAUCUGCAGCCCUGCAUUGACCUCAUAGAGAAGCCGGCUGGGCCUCCUGGUAUCCUGGCCCUGCUGGAUGAAGAGUGCUGGUUCCCAAAAGCAACAGACAAAAGCUUUGUGGAGAAAGUUGUACAAGAACAAGGCACUCACCCCAAAUUUCAGAAGCCCAAACAGCUGAAAGACAAAGCUGACUUCUGUAUCAUACAUUAUGCUGGCAAGGUAAAGAAUUAGUAGCUGA
Acanthisitta chloris (rifleman) is the source of this 1772-nucleotide messenger RNA. RefSeq names its product myosin-9-like. The coding region runs from base 26 to 1765 and encodes 579 amino acids. The transcript has 13 exons. Gene Ontology annotation, molecular function: microfilament motor activity; actin filament binding; ATP binding. The record is from RefSeq and is a predicted model, not a curated record. Gene Ontology annotation, biological process: vesicle transport along actin filament; actin filament organization. Lineage: Eukaryota; Metazoa; Chordata; Aves; Passeriformes; Acanthisittidae. Gene Ontology annotation, cellular component: vesicle; myosin complex; cytoplasm.